Bradysia coprophila is the source of this 1238-nucleotide messenger RNA. RefSeq names its product Hexamethylene bisacetamide inducible (gene Hexim). Lineage: Eukaryota; Metazoa; Arthropoda; Insecta; Diptera; Sciaridae. The record is from RefSeq and is a predicted model, not a curated record. Gene Ontology annotation, biological process: negative regulation of transcription by RNA polymerase II; negative regulation of cyclin-dependent protein serine/threonine kinase activity. Gene Ontology annotation, cellular component: nucleoplasm; cytoplasm; nucleus. Gene Ontology annotation, molecular function: cyclin-dependent protein serine/threonine kinase inhibitor activity; 7SK snRNA binding.
CGCCGUUUGGCUGGUUGGCAAGAAACAACUGAAAAUCAAAAUGGCGAGAAACGCUCAAUCGAUGUACAGAUGUUCUGAUCGAAUCGUAUAUUUUGCAAGUGUUCAAAUAAAAUUUUAAUAGUGAUUUUCGUGAGUGUACGUGCGAUUAGUGUUGAUAAAUGAAAAUAAGUCAAAAUGACUGAUCAAAGUUUCGUAAAUUCCUGUGAAAAUGGUAUUUUAAUUGGAAAGCAAAAUGACGUCGUUUCAUUGCAACAACCAAUAUUGGAAACUGAGGCGCUGCCCUCUGUGGAACAAACAGUAAACAACAAACCAUUGUUAAUUGAGGAUACAGAAAUGUGUGGCUCUGCUGUUGAUGUGGUUAAAUUUAAAGAACAAAGUGCUUCUACUAGCGUCGAAAAUGAUUGCAAUUUGUUGAACAAUGCCAAACCGAGAGGUAAACGUAGACGUCGUAAAUCGAAUCGGUCCAAACAAAAGAGCAAUAACACACCGUACAAAAAAUCAAAUUGGAAAUUUCAAAUGCCACGGACUCGAGGCGAAGAGGAAAGAUCUGGUCUCGUGCCAUACAAUACAAACAAAUUUCUGAUGGAAGAGCAUAUGCCAGAGGCGAUAUUGGGCCGUGUGUCACCGUCGGGUAGAACACGAAAUUCCAGUUUUUCAGUUGACUCAGAAGACUAUUUCAAUGCAUUGCCUGAAGAUGAAGAAGCAUUUUUGACCAAAGAAUUUUCCAGCGUAUAUGAAACGGCUCGUGCGGAACGAUUAGACGGAAUGAGCAAAAAUCAACUCAUCAAGGAAUAUCUACAGUUGGAAGCCACUUAUGAUAAACUUUCAAAAACCUUGGGUGCUAGAGUGAGUUCAGACGUGGAUGCUAAAGCCAAAGAUUUCGAAAGUAAAAAUGUGAUUUGUCGUUUGGAAGAACGAGUAAAACAAUUGACCGAAGAAAAUUUAGAACUGCGUCGUCGAAUGGCAGAUAUUAGAAAUCGAGGACAACGAUCACAUUCGCAUGGGAGCCAUUACACGAUUUCCAGUUCCAGUGAGGAUAGUGAGAGUGACAGUACAACAUCAAGCAGUAACACCAGCCGUUCUCGAAGCAGGUCGAAUAGUUCAAGCGGUGUAGAAGUUAUCGAUAUGUUAAAUUGUAAUAGUAACCACACACAAAUGCCGUUGGAGUGAUGGAGAUGGAUUCGUUAAGAGACUCGUUUUUGAUUUAUGAAAUAUAAAAGUGCAUACAAUUCAUACAG